Wallemia ichthyophaga EXF-994 is the source of this 1518-nucleotide messenger RNA. Its product is annotated as Alpha-protein kinase vwkA. The record is from RefSeq and is a predicted model, not a curated record. Gene Ontology annotation, cellular component: cytoplasm. Lineage: Eukaryota; Fungi; Basidiomycota; Wallemiomycetes; Wallemiales; Wallemiaceae. Gene Ontology annotation, molecular function: protein serine/threonine kinase activity. Gene Ontology annotation, biological process: peptidyl-threonine phosphorylation. The transcript is spliced from 6 exons. The coding region runs from base 1 to 1518 and encodes 505 amino acids.
AUGUUCCUGGGAUUCAUCGUUUCUACGCUUGUUAUCCAUGGUGGUGUGGUGGUGGGAGCACCACGCACCACGCAUAAACCACUCACCAAUUACAAGGACAUUGAUACUGAUACUCCCACUCCGCCCGCUAUCCCGCUCUACCACGCUUCUCCAGGCGUUGACUUGCCCCAGAAGGCUGGAUACGAGGAUAUACACGUCAACGACACCAGCACAAGCAUCGAUCUACUCUUCAUCAUGGAUUCCACCGGUAGUAUGGGCAGCUACCUCGACAACGCCACAAAGAACGUUAUCGAUAUAUGCCAGUCUAUUAUACACUCACAGAAGCUGAUCGGCGAGUCCGCGUUGAGAUUGGGUUUGAUUUCCUACCGAGACAGCAAACCACAGGACUACACGUAUGAAUUCAAGAACUUUGGCUUUACGCACGACUAUGACGAAAUGCGCGAGAAUCUCAAGUCGCUCUAUGCAUCCGGCGGCGGCGACGGGCCAGAAGGUGUAACGAUAGCUAUGCGCGAGGCGGUAUAUGCGAUGCCAUGGCGGGCGCAUGCGAGCAAGAUGGCAGUGCUCGUAGCGGAUGCUCCACCUCACGGUAUAGGGGAGUAUGGUGAUGGCUUUCCCGACGGCUCUCCCUGCGGCUACGACCCGCUUCAACUAGCGCGCGCAAUGGCGAGCUCCUCUAUAACGCUCUUCGUAGUCGCUUGCGAGCCUGCUCUGAGCGGGUACCAGUAUGCGACCGACUUCUUUCGCGCACUCGCCGAUCUCACGGGCGGGCUGCUCAUUCCUCUCGUUUCCGCCAGCUUCCUCGCUCAGGUCAUCAUCGGCAGUGCCCUUGAACAGAUGGAUAUGGAGAGACUUAUCGGAGAAGUGGGUGGGGCGGUCGCCGAGCGCGUACACGGGAUGCAUGAGAGCGUCGACGAUGUCGCACGCGCACUCCACGAAACUCUCAUGUUAAGGAAUGAAAAUACGGGAAGGAUACACGUAGAGAACAUCUACAGAGAUAGCCCGGAAGCUGAACAUAACUUUCAGGUAUGGAGGGGUGUAGCGGGGUUACAGGAGGCGAAAGGGGUCGUGAAAAGGGUACCGGGAUCGCGUUUCACUGAUAAGUAUCUCUCGCAGCGUUACGCGUCUCCACCUUCAUAUUCUUUCACAACAGGUGCACCUGCACUUCCACCACGCGGUGCAAGUGCUGCAAGUGGUAGUAGUGCUAGUGCUUCACACUCACGCAAGCCUCUGUCUUCAUUCGCUGCAUUCGAGGCAUCUCCUCAACAGACGAGCAUCAUGGCUACACCCGUCGGCAGCACCUCGGCGUCGUUUGGCGGGGUCAGAGGGGGUGACGACACGAUGAAUGAUUCUGAUGAGGAGGAAAUGAUAGAAGAGCAGCUAGGUGGGGGUGCUGACGAUGAUGCAACAGAUGCAACAGAUGAUGCCGGCGUCCAAUACCGUCAAGGAGCCAUAACAUACGACCAAGCACGCCGGAUAACAACGGCGAGUGCGUGGAGAUCAUCUAUGGCCUAUCGAUGA